Fusarium coffeatum is the source of this 798-nucleotide messenger RNA. RefSeq lists its product as uncharacterized. The record is from RefSeq and is a predicted model, not a curated record. The transcript is spliced from 4 exons. The coding region runs from base 1 to 798 and encodes 265 amino acids. NCBI's taxonomy places the organism in Eukaryota, Fungi, Ascomycota, Sordariomycetes, Hypocreales, Nectriaceae.
AUGACUGAUAUCGUAUCCGAGAACCAGGCUUACUUUGGCAAGAUUGCCAGCCAGUACGACAAACGCAAUGCCGACGCGAUCGUGCAUCUAGAGCGCCGUAUCCAAGAGAGGAUUCCGAUGAUUGGCUUCAAGCAAGGAGGCAGAUUGCUGGACUACGCGUGUGGUACUGGCAUGUUAUCAAGGGUGUUGGCACAGCAUAUAAAUGAGGCUAUUGGCAUUGACCUUUCUGAGGAUAUGGUUGGUGUGUAUAACGCUCAAGCUCAAGAUCAAGGCUCGUCUCGACAAGCCUAUCAGGGCAACUUGGCUGAUCCUACAGAUGCCUCUCCUGCACCCUUCGCAGACGCCAAAUUCUUCGGCUUUGACGUUGCAGGCGUAGGACUUGGAUUUCAUCACUUUGAUAAGCCCGAUCUGGCAUCCAAAAGACUGGCUGAACGUCUCAAGCCUGGAGGUGUACUCUUCGUCAUAGAUUUUGUCGCUCACAAGAUAGAUCCCGAAGAUGCUGCAAAGCGUGGUAUCGCACACCAUGGCUUCUCGGAGGAACAGAUCAAGAAUAUGUUUGAUGACGCUGGUCUUACGGACUUUGUUUACCAAGAGCUUCCGGAGCCCAUUACGUUUAACGACCCGAUGGGCCACGGACAUGGACAUGGACAUGGUCACGGAUCUGGUACUGGACAUAAUGGCGAUCAAAUGGGUGAUAAACAUGAGCAUACAAAAGGGCAUGGUCAUGGGCAUGGGCAGAACAAGAGUCAUUCUAUGACCAAACAAGUAUUUAUCGCUAGGGCAUCAAAGCUCCAAUGA